AUGGAAGCGUUGGGUGUAAUCUGGGAAAUUGCUAAAAGUUUGUUCAGUUGCACAAAAGCACAAGCUGCCUAUGUUUAUAAGCUGCAGGAGAAUCUGGAAUCAUUGAUGGAAAAAUGGGAAGAUCUUGAAAACAAGAAAAAGGAUGUGCAAACAGAAAUUGAUAGAGCUGAGAGCACAGGAGUCAUGAAAAGAUCAAAUGAAGUGAUUGGUUGGCUACAUGAAUUUCAAAAUUUUGAAGAGAAAAUGAAAGAUAUUCCAAAUUCUCAAGAAAUUCAAAGUAACCAAUGUCUGAAUGGUUAUUGCGCAAAGAAUUGUUUGUCAAGCUACAACUUAGGGAAAAAAGUUGUUAAGAGGCUCAAUGAGGUAAACGGCCUGCUUUCUAGAGCUGGUAAUCUACAGAUUGCUCUGAAGCAACCACCUAAACCUAUAGAUGAGAUGCCUUCUAGUGAGACUAUAGGUUUAGACGUUAUGGUUCAGAAAGUAUGGAAUUCUCUUAAGGAUGAUUCUGUUGGCGUAAUUGGUUUAUAUGGAAUGGGUGGUGCUGGGAAAACAACCCUUAUGAAAAGAAUUCACAAUGAAUUAGGAACAAGGGAUCAUAGUUUUGAUCUAGUGUUAUGGAUAGUGGUUUCUAGAGAUUGUGAUAUCAAUAAGUUAAUGAAUGAUAUCAGCAAUAAAUUAGGAAUUGAGGAAGGUUUUUGGAAUAGAAGUACUCAAGACCAAAGAGUAUCAAAGAUUUAUGACCGAUUGAAAGGAAAAAGGUUUUUGUUGAUGUUAGAUGAUUUGUGGGAAAAGUUGGAACUAGACACAAUAGGAGUUCCAGUUCAGAAAGAAAACAACAAAUCAAAAGUAAUGUUCACAACACGGUUUGAAGAUGUGUGUGGUAAAAUGCAAGCUCAAAAUAAAUUCAAAGUGGAAUGUUUAUCAGUGAAAGAAGCUUUUGAUUUGUUUUGUAACAAAGUAGGUGAUGAGACUCUAAAAUGCCACACGGAGAUCCGAAACAUAGCACAUGAAAUGGCUAAAGAAUGUGGAGGAUUGCCUCUAGCGUUAAUCACUGUGGGAAGUGCCAUGGCUGGAGUGGAUAGUUUGGAAGCUUGGAUGGUUGCGAAAAAUAAUUUGAGGAGUUCCCCUUGGACUGCCUCAGGUUUAAAGGAUAAAGUUUUUGGUAUCCUCAAGUUUAGCUACAACAAACUUCCAGAUGAGGCACAUAAAAGGUGCUUCCUGUACUGCGCAUUAUACCCAGAAGAUUUUGAAAUAGGCAUUGAUGACCUUAUUGAUCGAUGGAUCGGUGAGGGAUUUCUUUGUAGAGAUGAUAUGAGUAUAUAUGAUAUGCACAUUCAAGGGAAGUCAAUUAUUGAAAAAUUAAUACUUUCAUGCCUAUUAGAGGAGAGUAUUGACAUCGAAUCUUUUCAUUAUCUUGAGAGGAAUAAUAGGACAGUUAAGAUGCAUGAUGUGAUUAGAGAUAUGUCACUAUGGUUAGCUCGAGAUGAAGACGAAAACAAAGACAAAGUUUUAGUUCAGGGGGAUGUAUUUUCAAUUUCAAAAAUGGAUUCUAAAAGAUUGAAUGUUGUAGAGAGGAUUUCAAUAAUAACUGCUACAAAAUUUUCAGAAAACUACAAUCUACCUGCUUGUCCAAAUCUCACCACUGUUUGUUUUCGCUUGCAUGGGGUUUUCAACACUUCUACUAAUCUUUCAUCAACAAAUUUCCAAUCCCUAAAACGUUUGAGAGUGUUGGAUUUAUCAUAUACUCGUUAUAUUGUUCUACUCCCCCCUGAAAUAGGUGAGUUAAUCAACUUGGAGUUCCUUAACAUUUCAGGAACAUUUGUUUCUUCGUUUCCCAUCGAAUUCAAGAAGUUGAAAAAUUUGAGGGUAUUCCUUAUGGAUGAUAUGAAAUCCUUUGAUGGUCAGGUCAGUCCAUUAUUGGCGGUGAUAGAAAGUCUUGAACAAUUAAAAGUGUUUAGAUUUAGUAGACUCCACGGCACCGUACAAGAAGAUAUAUCAUUACUAGAGAAGCUGGAAUCCUUGCCAAAACUGGAGGAACUUGACAUCCAAUUAACCGGCAUCACUAGUAUGCAGAGACUAUUUAACUCCACCAAAUUACGAGGUUGCUCUCGACGUCUUAUGCUUUCUAAUUAUGAGGUAUGCUCCACACUUGAAAUGUCAUCAUUAUUAGCAUCCAUGUCAGAAAUGACUCAUUUGGACUGCAUACAUCUUAUAACGAUGCGCAGCCUAAUGGAUGGUUCAUCAGUUACUGAGAAAUGCCAUCUUGGCAAGCUUCGACAGGUGCGCAUACAUGAUUGUAGUUCGAUUACUCAUUUGACCUGGUUGACGUAUGCUCCACUUCUCGAGUAUCUUGUUGUUAUUUAUUGUAGUUCAAUUGAACAUGUGGUGAAGGAAGCCGAAGAUGACGAAGAAUUUGGCUCAGAAUCUAAGAAUGAUAAUAUAUUCACAAAUCUUAAAGAUCUUUGCCUUGAAAAUAUGCCAAAGCUGGUGAGCAUCCACAAAAGAGCUUUGGCUUUUCCUUCACUAAAACGCAUUCGUGUAACUGAUUGCCCCAAUCUGAGGAAGCUUCCUUUCAACUCCACCUUUGCUUCCAAAGACAACUUGGUUGCAAUCCAAGGAAGCAUCAAGUGGUGGGACAAUUUAGAGUGGGAUGACACAAUUAUCCAACACUUACUACGUCCUAAAUUUCAACAUGGCUAG
Molecule: messenger RNA, 2700 nt
Organism: Lathyrus sativus (Indian pea)
Lineage: Eukaryota; Viridiplantae; Streptophyta; Magnoliopsida; Fabales; Fabaceae
Source: the annotation of a GenBank genome assembly